CCAGGAUCGCACCCCCAAUGCUAUGCUACUAUGUAAAAGUGAAAGUGGUAGUACUACCACCUCCUGACGUCACUUCUACGCCAUCCUCCUACUAUAUCAUAUAAACAUCCACCACUGCAGCUCCUACUACACUCUUUCCCAUUCUCCUACAAUCCAUCUUACAAUUAACUACAUCAACCGUUUAAUCUAACCAGCUAAGCUACAACCAAAGAACCAAACAAACAAAAAUGUCCACCACAAUCCCCACCACCAGCGGCACGCAGCCCCUGGACCCCUACAAAGCCAAAUCCCUAGACGAAGACAUCCCACUCUCUCAAAAGAUCACCGACCUGUCCACCUUCAUCACGGAACAGAAAUUCGGCAUGUUGACGACAAAGUCCUCGGAUGAUGAUCUGCUCACGAGUCGGUGUAUGGCUCUUGCUGGGAAGGAGAAAGGCGACACAACCCUAAUCUUCCACACAAACCUCUUCAGCCACAAGACCAUGGACCUAACCGCCCACCCCACAGAGACCAACAUGUCCUUCCUCGACCCCAUCAGCGGGUCCUGGGCAUCUAUCUCCGGCACGGCGAGUAUCGUGGCGGAUAAGGAGACCGUCAAGAAGUAUUACUCGCCGGCGCUGCAGGCGUGGUUGGGUGAUUUGGGCGAUGGAGUGCAUGAUGGUGGGCCCGAGGAUCCGCGGAUCGGGGUGAUCAAGCUCGAGGCGAAGACCGCGGUGUAUGCGGUUUCGAGGAAGGGGGUUAUUGGACGGGCUGUGGAGACGGUCAAGAGUGUGGCGAGGGGGGAUGUGCCGGCUGUUAAUAGUAUUAGGGAGGUGGGGAGGGCCGAGUUUGAUGAGUGGAGACGGACGCAUCCUGAGUAA
Aspergillus vadensis CBS 113365 is the source of this 860-nucleotide messenger RNA. Its product is annotated as blue light-inducible protein Bli-3. Bases 228 to 860 code for a protein of 210 amino acids. NCBI's taxonomy places the organism in Eukaryota, Fungi, Ascomycota, Eurotiomycetes, Eurotiales, Aspergillaceae. The record is from RefSeq and is a predicted model, not a curated record. The transcript is spliced from 4 exons.